This is a messenger RNA of Dentiscutata heterogama, 774 nucleotides long. Lineage: Eukaryota; Fungi; Glomeromycota; Glomeromycetes; Diversisporales; Gigasporaceae. The record is from the annotation of a GenBank genome assembly.
AUGUCGCAAAAAGAUAAUGAUGUCAGUUCACGAUUUGGGACUAAAUCGACUCCCCAUAAAAGUAAAGUAGGGAUUAUCAUAAAAGCGGUUAUCAAUAUAAUUAUACCAACCCUCCUUGUUUAUUUCCUUACAAGGCAUACAAGUCUAACACAAAUUGAGGUACUUGUCAUAGCGGGUAUUCCAUCAAUUAUUUUUACCGCCUAUAAUCUUAUCUUUCACAGAAGAGCCGAUUCCUUUGGAAUAAUCCCCAUAUUUGGAUUCAUAUUCGGAAUUAUAUCGGAGAUAAUUGCAAUUUAUACAAAUGAUUAUAAAUUAUUAUUACUAAAAAAAGCAGUGAUCACUUGUGCAUUCGGUUUAAUACUCAUUAUCAGCUUGAUUCCGAUCAAAAUUAGAUCGUUCGAAUUGCGACCCAUAUUCUUUUAUAUCGCUAAAAGUUCAGACCAUGAACUUAAGAGUGAAAAUAAAGAUGAACCUAUUCCUGAGCGUUGGGAAAGAUAUUGGAAAUCUUAUCCCUUGUUUCGGCAAACAUUUAUUGUCUUGACGGCAAUUUGGGGAACCGGACUUCUUAUUGAAGCUAUAGUGCGUGUUAUCAUUAUUUUUAAUACAUCAUUUAAUGAAGCAAAAAUUAUUAGUGAUGCUGCUACCUAUAGUUUGUUGGGAUGCUUAGUUUUAAUUUCAAUAAUUUAUUUAAAACAUGUGAGAAUGAGAGCUAAAAAAUUAAUUGAAGAGCGGAAAAAAGCUGCUGCUGCUGAUGCAACUAAUUCUGCAGUAUGA